Chanos chanos (milkfish) is the source of this 2510-nucleotide messenger RNA. RefSeq names its product Na(+)/H(+) exchanger beta-like. The coding region runs from base 63 to 2510 and encodes 815 amino acids. Gene Ontology annotation, molecular function: sodium:proton antiporter activity; potassium:proton antiporter activity. Gene Ontology annotation, cellular component: plasma membrane. The transcript has 12 exons. NCBI's taxonomy places the organism in Eukaryota, Metazoa, Chordata, Actinopteri, Gonorynchiformes, Chanidae. The record is from RefSeq and is a predicted model, not a curated record. Gene Ontology annotation, biological process: proton transmembrane transport; regulation of intracellular pH; sodium ion import across plasma membrane.
GUUUUAUUAUGGCUGUCUGAGCGUUUUUGAUACUCAGUAAUUAAAAGUCUUUAGUGGUAAACAUGCCAGCACUUGCAUGCACAGGUGAUAGACUGCCUAUACGGGUUUUGGGAUGGGGACCCUUGAUUGUGGUAUCGAUUUUGCUGCUGGGUACUGUGCAGUCCAUCAAUGCCUCUACUAACGGUACGAAUCAUGGCAAUGCAACGGGCCGAAAUGCGAAUCAUGGUUCACAUCCCAACAUCAGCUCUGGGCAUCACAAAAGGGCUUUUCCAGUGCUCACAGUCGACUAUGACAAGGUGCGGAUGCCUUUCGAGAUCUCAGUGUGGAUUUUGCUUGCGUCUUUAAUGAAAUUAGGUUUCCAUGUGAUCCCGCGUCUUUCCAGUGUGGUGCCAGAGAGCUGCCUGCUGAUUACGGUGGGCCUACUGGUGGGGGGGCUCAUAAAGGUGAUGGGUAAGACCCCCCCUGUGCUGGACACCAAACUCUUCUUCUUAUGCCUCCUUCCCCCAAUCAUUCUCGAUGCCGGCUAUUUCCUACCCAUCCGACCUUUCACGGAGAACGUGGGAACCAUCCUGGUGUUUGCCGUGGUGGGAACCCUUUGGAACGCAUUCUUCAUGGGGAGCGUUCUGUACGGAGUGUGCCAGAUUGAAGGGACCAACCUGGGGGGCGUGGAUCUCCUGGCCUGCCUCCUGUUUGGAUCCAUUGUGUCAGCAGUGGAUCCUGUGGCUGUGCUGGCUGUGUUUGAGGAGAUCCACAUCAAUGAGCUACUGCAUAUCCUGGUGUUUGGAGAGUCUUUGCUUAAUGACGCCGUUACAGUGGUUCUCUACCACCUGUUUGAGGAGUUUGCCAAUGUCGGCGCGGUCACUCCCGGAGAUGUUUUCUUGGGCGUGCUAUGUUUCUUCGUGGUGGCUUUCGGAGGGGUGCUUGUCGGGGCCAUGUAUGGCCUCCUGUCAGCCUUCACCUCCCGGUUCACCUCCCACACGCGGGUCAUCGAGCCGCUGUUUGUGUUCCUGUACAGCUACAUGGCAUACCUGUCAGCAGAAGUCUUUCACCUGUCCGGCAUCAUGUCACUAAUUGCUUGUGGUGUGGUGAUGCGUCCUUAUGUGGAGGCCAACAUUUCCCACAAGUCUUACACGACGAUCAAGUACUUCUUGAAGAUGUGGAGUAGCGUGAGUGAGACCCUCAUCUUCAUUUUCCUGGGCGUGUCUACGGUGGUCGGGCCGCAUGUGUGGAACUGGACGUUUGUUGUUGCCACUCUUCUCCUCUGCCUUGUCUCCCGAGUGCUCGGAGUGAUUGGACUAACCCUCAUCAUCAACAAAUUCCGCAUUGCCAAGCUUACCAAUAAAGACCAGUUCAUUGUUGCCUACGGUGGCCUGAGAGGAGCUAUAGCAUUCUCACUGGCGUUCCUGUUGUCCAAGGAUCAUUUUCCCAUGAAGCACAUGUUCCUCACAGCCAUCAUCACCGUAAUCUUCUUCACUGUUUUUGUUCAGGGAAUGACAAUUCGACCUCUGGUUGACCUUCUGGCUGUGAAGAAGAAAAAGGAGACAAAAAAUUCUAUAAAUGAAGAAAUCCACACACAGUUCCUAGACCAUUUACUUACUGGUAUUGAGGAUGUAUGUGGACAUUAUGGACACCACCAUUGGAAGGACAAACUAAACCGGUUUAAUAAGAAAUAUGUGAAGAAGUGGCUGAUCGCAGGAGAACGCUCAAAGGAGCCGCAGCUAAUAUCUUUCUACCAUAAGCUGGAGCUGAAACAGGCUUUAAUGCUGGCAGAGAGUGGAAGUGGGGCCAGCCUGACAAGAGCACACUCUUCCACUGCCUCUAUGCAGAAUGUCCAGCCCAAGAGGCAGAAGAGCGGAAGAGCGAUACCACAGAUUUCCAAAUAUCGAGAAGAGGAGAUCCGAAAGAUUCUGAGGGCUAAUUUGCAAAAGACCCGCCAGAAGCUGCAUUCCUACAACAGACACACUCUGGUUGGCGAGGGUUUAGAGGACAGCUGGAGUGAAAUGCGUCUGAGAAAACAGCGGAUGGCGCUAGAGAGGAGGAUGAGUCACUAUCUGACAGUUCCAGCAAAGCGAGCAGAAUCCCCCCCCAUGAGGAGAGCCAGAUUUGAGUCAGCUGGUUUCAUUAGAACCCCCAAACCACGAUUGCGUUUUCUGUACUGGCAUAUUAGUAAGACCAGUUUCAAUCUUCUUUCAGACAACCAGGUGUACAGGACCAAACCCAGUCCGUCUGACGUUCCCAGCAUCAGUGUAGAGCAGGUCUCAGCCAAGCCACCGGACUCCGUCAGAGUGCUGGAUGAAGUGAUCCAGAAGGCUGGCAGGAGCCAAGAAAGCACCCACAGAGGAGGAGACGACUCCCCCAAGAGCCGAGAGGAGUCUCGUGGAGGUCAGGUACGAAAGCCCAGCGUGAAAUUUGCCCUGGGGGAUGAAGACCAACAGAAACUGUCUCGCUGCUUCAGCGACCCGGGGCCGAACAAAAUCGAUGAAGAGGAUGAAGAACUCUUCCUGUCUUGA